AUGAAGAUCCCGGUAGCAGUCCUGACCCUGUGGGUUGCUGCAUGCCUUGGUCAGCAGCAGACGGUCUGCACCAACGAGAUGGCCACGUCCGACGACUGCGCGGAUGUGAUCAACCCCAUAGCCUGCUACAACCAGUUUGGCUUCAAUGGUGCACGAACUCUAAACUGCAUCGAUGGCAAGAACGACGCCGACAAGAAGAGAAAGGUAAGCCGAAGUCCUUCCUUCCUCAGCCAAGCUGUGCUGACAGCAUCGCAACUCAGGCGUGCAAGUGCUGCAGCUGCAUUGGCACACCAUAGCGUAAAGAUCGCCCAACCCAGUGGUUACAAUGACCCUCGAUUUUAUCUUGUCCGCAAGCUGCUUCGAAUUCUGAGGGACCGUGCUGUUCGUCGAUUGCAACUCUGGCGGUCCAUGGCCCAAUAUUCAGUUGCCUCGACCGUACUUGAUGAUGCGGAUGGCAUAAUUUGUCGUGCCAAUCACUACAACUCGGUCCACCCUUUCAGGAUGAUCUUCGGCGACAAGUAA
This is a messenger RNA of Thyridium curvatum, 522 nucleotides long. RefSeq lists its product as uncharacterized. NCBI's taxonomy places the organism in Eukaryota, Fungi, Ascomycota, Sordariomycetes, Thyridiales, Thyridiaceae. Bases 1 to 522 code for a protein of 173 amino acids. The record is from RefSeq and is a predicted model, not a curated record. The transcript has 2 exons.